Molecule: messenger RNA, 490 nt
Organism: Dimorphilus gyrociliatus
Lineage: Eukaryota; Metazoa; Annelida; Polychaeta; Dinophilidae
Source: the annotation of a GenBank genome assembly
UAUGAGUGAAAUUGACUGGAUGAAUGAAGCAUUUACAGUUGCCAAGUUGGCACUUGAAAAUUUCGAAGUACCAGUAGGAUGCGUCAUUGUUUUCGAUAAUAAAUGUAUAGCAACUGGAAGUAACGAAGUCAAUGAAACGAAGAACGCAACGAGACACGCUGAAAUGAUUGCUAUUGAUAAAGUAAUAAAAUUUUCUCAAGAAAAUAAUUUAGAUAGCGAAAUGGUACUUAAAAAUUCUGAAUUGUAUGUAACAGUUGAGCCGUGUAUUAUGUGCGCUUCAGCCCUUAAAUUAGUAGGGUUGAAGAAGAUAACUUAUGGAUGCAAUAAUGAUAGAUUCGGUGGUUGUGAGUCUGUUUUUAGUGUAUGUUCAUCGGAUCAAGAAGUCAUUGGCGGAGUUCGUGCUGAAGAAGCUAUAAAUCUUUUAAAACAGUUUUAUAAAAGAGAAAAUGUAAAUGCACCAGAUGAUAAAAGGAAAUUAAGAAAAGAUUAA